AUGGCACUCACCCACGGCGCGCUUUCCGAGGAGGAGGUGGUCCUCAUGGAGAAGCCCCGGGCACCCAAGGGACGCUGGUACCUCGCAGGUGCCGCCGUUGCGACCUUGGCGCUUGUUGGCGUCGUGGCCAAGGUGUCUCACUCCUCGCUCUCCAAGUCCAAGACGCUGGAUGAGAUCGAGAACUGGGAGGAGCUUCCAGGAAUGGACCAGGUCAUCCACAAGGCCCAGGCCCUGAAGAUGGACAAGCCUUUGCGCAACCUGCAAGACCUGUUCUACGACUCGCAGCCGGAGGAACUGCCCUGGAUCCGGACCGAGUGCGUGAUCGACACCGUUCAG
This is a messenger RNA of Symbiodinium sp. CCMP2456, 336 nucleotides long. Lineage: Eukaryota; Dinophyceae; Suessiales; Symbiodiniaceae. The record is from the annotation of a GenBank genome assembly.